CCGGCCCUGCCCGCGGCCCCGGCCCCGGCCCCGGCCGCGACCCCCGCCCGCCCGCCGCCGCCAUGGUGCAGAAAUCCCGCAACGGCGGCGUCUACCCGGGGCCCGCCGCCGAGAAGAAGCUCAAGGUGGGCUUCGUGGGGCUGGACCCGGGCGCCCCGGACUCCAGCCGGGACGGGGCGCUGCUCAUCGCCGGCUCCGAGAGCACCAAGCGCGGCAGCAUCCUCAGCAAGCCGCGCUCCGGGGUCUCGGGCAGCGGCAAGCCCCCCAAAAGGAAUGCUUUUUACCGCAAGCUGCAGAAUUUCCUCUACAACGUGCUCGAGAGACCGCGGGGCUGGGCUUUCAUUUACCACGCAUACGUUUUUCUACUAGUUUUCUCCUGCCUGGUGCUGUCAGUCUUUUCAACCAUUGAUGAGUACCAGAACAGCUCUGAAGGGGCCCUUUACAUUCUGGAGAUCGUCACCAUCGUGGUGUUCGGCGUGGAGUACUUCGUGCGCAUCUGGGCGGCCGGCUGCUGCUGCCGGUACCGGGGCUGGAGGGGAAGGUUAAAAUUCGCCCGCAAACCCUUCUGCGUCAUCGACAUCAUGGUGCUGAUUGCUUCCAUCGCCGUGCUGGCGGCCGGGUCCCAAGGGAACGUCUUUGCCACCUCGGCGCUCAGGAGCUUGCGGUUCCUGCAGAUCCUGCGCAUGAUACGGAUGGACCGGAGGGGAGGCACCUGGAAGCUCCUGGGCUCGGUGGUCUACGCACACAGUAAGGAGCUGAUUACUGCCUGGUAUAUUGGCUUCCUGUGCCUCAUUCUGGCCUCUUUCCUGGUAUACUUGGCCGAGAAAGGAGAAAAUGAGCACUUUGAUACGUACGCAGAUGCACUCUGGUGGGGUCUGAUCACUCUCACCACCAUCGGCUACGGCGACAAGUACCCGCAGACCUGGAACGGGCGGCUCCUCGCGGCUACGUUCACGCUCAUCGGGGUCUCCUUCUUUGCCCUUCCUGCCGGCAUCUUGGGUUCAGGGUUUGCUCUGAAGGUUCAAGAGCAGCAUCGGCAGAAACACUUUGAGAAGAGGCGAAACCCGGCAGCGGGCCUGAUUCAGGCGGCCUGGAGGUUUUACGCCACCAACCUCUCCCGCACGGACCUGCACUCCACCUGGCAGUACUACGAGCGCACGGUCACCGUCCCCAUGUACAGCACGCAAACGCAAACGUACGGUGCCUCCAGACUCAUCCCACCUCUGAACCAGCUGGAACUCCUGAGGAACCUGAAGAGCAAAUCGGGACUGACUUUCAGGAAAGAGCAGCAGCCCGAACCAUCGCCAAGUCAGAAGGUCAGUUUGAAAGAUCGUGUGUUCUCCAGUCCCCGCGGUGCUGGCACCAAAGGGAAAGGCUCUCCACAGGCUCAGGGCAUCCGGAGAUCCCCCAGCGCUGACCAGAGCAUCGAGGACAGCCCCAGCAAAGUGCCCAAAAGCUGGAGCUUCGGGGACCGCAGCCGAGCCCGCCAAGCCUUCCGCAUCAAGGGCGCCGCGUCGAGGCAAAAUUCGGAAGAAGCAAGCCUCCCCGGAGAAGACAUCCCCGACGAGAACAAAAGCUGCAACUGUGAGUUUGUGACGGAAGAUUUAACGCCGGGACUGAAAGUCAGCAUCAGGGCAGUGUGCAUCAUGAGAUUUCUCGUCUCCAAGCGCAAGUUUAAGGAGAGCCUCCGGCCCUAUGACGUGAUGGACGUCAUUGAACAGUAUUCAGCUGGGCACCUGGACAUGCUCUCCCGGAUUAAAAACCUUCAGUCCAGAGUUGACCAGAUCGUUGGGAGAGGAUCCUCAAUGACGGACAAGGAUCGGACCAAAGGGCCGGCAGAGGGGGAGCUGCCCGAAGACCCGAGCAUGAUGGGCAGGCUUGGAAAAGUUGAAAAACAGGUUCAGUCGAUGGAGAAGAAGCUGGAUUUCCUGGUGAACAUUUACAUGCAGAGGAUGGGUAUCCCGCCAACAGAGACGGAAGCCUAUUUUGGGUCCAAAGAGCCAGACCCAGCACCUCCCUACCACAGCCCUGAAGACAGCAGGGAGCACAUUGACAAGAAUGGCUGCAUCAUCAAAAUCAUCAGGUCCACCAGCUCCAUGGGUCAGAAGAACUUCUCUGCUCCACCAGCCCCGACCAACACAUGCCCGCCUUCAACGUCGUGCCAGCAGCAGGCCUACCAGCGGCAGAGUCACGGCUCCUCGCCCGUUGGAGACCCUGGCUCGCUGGUUCGAAUCCCACCUCCGCCUUCACACGAGCGCUCCUUGUCAGCGUACAGUGGUGGGAACAGGGCGAGCAUAGAGUAUCUGAGGAACGAAGACAUUACAACCAAACACCACGAGAGUGCCAUGAGAGACAGCGACACGUCGAUCUCCAUCCCCUCGGUAGACCACGAGGAACUGGAGCGCUCUUUCAGCGGCUUUAGCAUUUCCCAGUCCAAAGAGAAUUUGGACAUCCUUAACAACGGUUGCUAUGCAGCCGUGGCCAAAAUCAGACCCUACAUUGCGGAAGGGGAGUCGGACACCGAUUCUGACCUCUGCACGCCCUGCGGCCCUCCUCCCCGGUCGGCCACGGGCGAGGGACCCUUCAGUGACAUGGGCUGGUCGGCCCCCAGACAGUGAAGCCUCCCAGCACCCGCCGAGCCCAGUCCGAGCAGUGGCCAGCUGCCCACUCAAGCUGUCCACGCGCUGAACUGCUCAAGGGGAUUGACAGCUAAGGUUUUCCUCCACCUAGGACAUCCUUAGCUGGCGGAUACGCUCUUGCAGGUUACUUUGGGGGGGAGGGAGCAGGUCCGAGCCUGCAUUUUGUGGAAGAGGCCACUGUGGUGAGCUAACUGGAGCCUUGGAGAGUCUGGAUUUCUUUCAUACUGUCUUUCUAAGAUCACUAGGUGAAAUUCCUUCAUGGUGCAGGGUAGGCAAUUUACAUUUCUUCGUAACCUUUUAAGAUGCAGGGCACAAACGAAUCACUCGGCCAGGGCUUUUGGAGGUCACGGUAACUGGUGGCUGACUAAUGUCACCGGUGAUUACACCUUUACACAUUUUGGAGUUGCAGAAUGAACACCUGGUUGUUUCUGGCUUAGAUUUUAGGUUAUGCGGUAAUUACUGGAGGACCGUUAGGCUAUGAUUCCUCGCUGACCAUCGGGAAGGUGGUAUAAUUCCAAUAUAACGCAUGAAAAUGUGAGGGCUGGUGGGUAGAGGUUGCAGUGGGGGUGAAGCAUAGUUGGGCUGUGGCCGGCGGAGCCACAGCUGCACGGUGCCGGAGGGAGAGGGCGAUGUGUCAGAUGUGGUCCCCGCGCUGCCGCGGGCUCAGUGCUGAGCUCCGGCCGUUCGAAGCCGUGCUGUCCAGAGCAGUGCCCUUCUGUUACGGUUUGCAUUGUGUCUGAACACUUUUGCACACACUAUGCGCCACGAAAAUCUUCCCUUUCUUCUUCUGCCCUGCCAAAACUCUCACACCCGUGUCCUCAGGACAUCCUUCUGGUUUUGUUUUGAUCCCUCAAGCUGAGUUAAGAGGUGCUCCUUCGUUUCUUCAUGGUCUUUUAGAAGCCUCUUACCUGUGCUUGCCCGCAAGUGGUGCCAAUCCAAGUCUGCCCAGUUGCGUUGUUGUUAAAGUACUUUCCCGUGGCAAGAUCAUUGUGUCCUUCCUGGCAACCUCAGCAGCGCGUCCAGCUGGGGGAAGGCAAGGGGAAAACGAUGCUCAAAGUUUCUUUUGGGACCAAAACAAAGUCACAAAGUGAUCCUUUAACUAUCAAAGACCUGUAUAGGUUUUCUUUUUUUUUCUUGCAAGGGGAUGGAUUAAGAAAAAACCUGCCAUUGUGUUUCGGGAUCCAUCUCCCGGGCUGGGCCACCACGGCCAGUGUUGUGCCUCUGACUCCUCCCAGGCAUCCACAGCCCAGAUCCCGCGUGUGUUUUGUGCGGUGGAGUCAGGGCCAUGUCCAUGAUUUCAAACCCCGUCCCUCCACAUUCUCCACGUGACGUGUCAGGAGCUUGUUAAGGAUAGUUAGGUGACAAGUCCAUUUUGGUGUGGCCUUUGAGAGGCUGAAUAUUGACUUGCUUGGGGCGAAGGGAGAAUCAUGGAGUUUUUCUCUGCUCCAGUUUCCUUGGCAAGAGGCAGCAGCCAGGGGAGACGCGGGACUCCUGUGACCCCUGGGGAAGAUGUGUGUGCAGGAAAGGAGUCUGAGAGCUUGUAGACAGGAAAUAAAAAUGUCCUUUUGCCCUAGUUAAGGACCAACACACAGAUCUUCACGUGGGAGUGAGGAGUGGAGAAAGGCUCUGCGUAAUUUCUCCUGCCAUUUUUUUCCAUUCAGGAGGGGAAAACAUUCUUCCUAGGGGGAACUUGGACUUCCAGUCCUGCUAGCUCCCUUCCUUCCCUUUCAGUCCAUUCUCCCUUCUCUGCUUGUGCUCCCAAACUCCCUUUGGCUCCAGAUUGCUCCCUGCAGAGUGAACGCAGUGAUACACUUCCAUAAAGAGAAAGCUUUCAUUUUGGAGUGCAAAAUGGUUGUAAACUGUGCAAAUCUGCCCUUUGUGCAUUGCAAAAUGAGAUGCCUUUUGGUAGAGCAAGAAAUGUCAGCAGGUCCCAAAUCAGACUUGGUGACAUGUUUUCUAGUGACCCCAAGAAUGGAAAUGGCGUUGGGUAAGGGAAGAAUCCACAUUGCUCCAGGCAGCUGCUCACUGCUGAUGUUGCCCAAGUCAGAGCGAAAAAGUGUUUGCCUUUGCACAUGCAAGUGCAAAGUGCCUUUUGGAAGGCCUGUUGGAAAUUUGGCACAGAAAGCUAUAAUAUAGAGGCAGUAACUCUAGCUGAGGGUGAGGAUGAUGUUCUGCAGUGCUGUUACAGCAUAGGUACAUGGCAGGAUUUUAAUACAGCCCCUGAGACUGGAGGCAAAGUCAACAGGACAUCGAGGCACAAUUUCUGUGUGGUGCAAUUUUCAUCAUGUCCUAAAUUUGAAGCCCCAUUAACUCUAUUUUGAAUGGCCAUUUACGGUUCUUAUUGCAAAGUCCCUUUCCCUGUGUAGAUGGUCUAACACCCUUGAAAGCAGGUAAUGCCACGUGUGUGCAUGUGUCCUGAGGCAAAGCAGUCCCACUGUAUCCUCCCCACAUGCUGAAAUCUGGCUGUCUUUUACCUCAUUAAAAAAAAAAAAAAUCCAGAUUCUUAUUUCCCAGUCCUUUAAGGAUUGUGUUUUCCCUCUUCAAGUAAAUUAGUACGCUAGGAUUUAUAAAGUUCUCCUAUUUUGUAAUUUUAAAAGGUAUUGGACUUGUCGCACAAUCAGUGCUAAUAGAAAACAGGUUUUGUGUAUGUGUGGCACAGAUUGUGUCUAGUUGUUGCAGAUUUCACAGAGAAUUUUUUUUGAAGAUGUAAGAAAAAUUCCACCUUUUUCCCCAGCAUCAUUUCAUAGAAAUUCUCACAUGCACGCACCCCUCCAUCCACAACCACGUUAUAAAUCAUCACUUCUCAUUCAUCCAGACAAAAAGGCUUUAGCUGGAUUUUGGGGUUAACUUACACCAGAAUUAACAGCAAAUAACGCUCCUUAUUUCAGUGAAAUUGAAUUAUGCCUGCAUAAACGAGAACAGAGCUUGCUCGAACUGAAGGAUUUGUUGCUUAUAAGCAUAAAGCUUUUUUUCCUCUGUUCCAAAUUGUAAUGUAAUCCUCCCUGCAAAGUCUUCCCUUUCCACCUCUCGCCUCUCCCAUGCCCGUAGGACAUACUCCAAAGAAGUCCUAACCGCUAAAUUAAAAUAAAAUACUAGAUUUUGGCCUAAUAAGGGAGUCCCAACAUGGAAGAUGUUUAACAAAAAAACCUGCCAGGCAAACCUUGUCCCUCUGCUGAGCCUCUGCCAGGCUGGGCUUUGCUCCCCUUUCCUCCCAUGUCCCCAUCUGUAUUUUUUGGAAAAUGCCAAAGGACAGAAGCAAGUUUUAGGUAAUACCAAGUUUGGACACAAGCUGAGGGAAGCUGAAGAGCAGGGGUGAGCCAAAUUUGCAGCAGGCCGUUUUGAGCCGCUCCCGGGCUGUUUGGGCACCCGGAGCCCGGGUUUCGGCGCGCAUCCUCCCCGCAGAGCCCAGCAUCUCCAGAGCUCCGGGAAACCUGGGAGUUUUUUUCAGACUCUGGGUAUAGAUCUGGCAGAAAUAUUACAAAUGACCCCACCUCUGGGAUGGGGCCGUCCCUGAAAUCCGGAUCUGGAGCCACAGUCGGGUGUCGGGAGCUUUGCAUCCCAGUGCGGAUCCAAGCCGCCUGGUCCGCUCCCGUCUCCGAACGGGAGCCGCGAGCGGGGCCGUGACCAGCUCUGUGCAGGUGGAGGAGACAACAGAGGAACAGCGCGCUAGCAACUAGUUGAAUUUCCCAACAUUUGGGAAAGGACUUUAAUGUUACUCAAGUGCAGAUUUUGUAUGUGAAUUUCCUUGUUGGCUCAUUUUCCUAUUAAUAAUUUUUAAAACCAAAAAUGUCAAGGAACUCACCGAAAAAUAACUCUCGUUCAGUGCAGAUGGCCAUUACAUUUCUUUAAGCAAACUAUGUGAUAAAUCAGGUUUUUUAAAAUAUAUUUUUUUUAAUGCUGCUUAGUAGGUCCAACUAAAUUCAGCAGGGUCAUUGCUAUUUACAAACAAAUAGGUGUGUUUUUACUUUUUUAAUUGAUUUUUAAGAUUUUAGAUUAUGUAAAUUUUUAGAACAAGUUUGUAUAAUCUUCCUGAGAAGCCAGAGCAUCUCCACAGAUAAAGCAUUCACUUACCUAGCAGUUACCCUAGAGAAAGGAAAAACAUGUUUGCUAACAUUUUUCUCAAGAGGGAAUUACUGCAAACCUCAUUUCCCUUAUAUCCCUCGACCACUGUGGUCACAACGACGUUAUUGCCAAAAUCAAAACACAGAGCUGCCGCGGAAUAACCCUGCUCCUCUCCCGAAAAGGUUUCCUCCUGCCUGAAUAACAAUUACUGUGGCCCUGUGGAAAAUUCACUUUAUAGGAAACCAGAAGGUGAUGUUAGCUUACACCAGGACUCCCCUUUAUGAGAAAUUCCCAAGGAAUUCGACCAAGAAUUCUCCCGUAUAAAGAUCCAUAGCAGUGAGUUGCUGGUUUUGUUUUAGGUUUUUUGGCCCUCAUCCUCCCUCCUGAGGUGAUAAUUUACUUUUUCUUUGUAAGCUUCCUUUUCAUGAGACCAAAAACAAGGAAAUCAGAUACAAAAGCUCCUUCAGCUGCCGGUAACAGUGAGGGCGGGAGGCGGCGGGGCAUCGCAGCCCCCCCGAGCCUUCCUCGGUGGUGUGCGACACGAGCACCCCGGCUCGCCCGAGCCGCGGCGCGGACGCUCUUUGGAGCAAGGCUGUGACUUGGUUGGCUUUUUUUUUAAAUAACAAUAGGGUUUUUAAAAUAACAAUUAUAAUAAUAAUCCAUAGGAAUCUUCUUUAGUAUAUCUUAGUGUUUGAUGCCCCAGUGACACAAUACUGCUUGCCUUAUACUAGUGUCUAGCGGGAGGGAUUACACACGUUUUUGAUACCGUAUUAAUCACGCUCAUAAUUUAGGUAGCAGCAAGGAGCAGCUGCUGCAGAGGAGCAGCCGGUUCCUUUUUAACGUAUGAAUGUGCUUUCCAGACGCUCUCACGGACUGCACUCUCAAUUUUGCCUGCUGCUGCAUGCAGCCUGAGACGAGUAGACGGCGAUAUGCUCCAGCUGUAUCUGCACUCCCAGAUUGCUGUAGUACUUAAAGAGGUCACAUUGCCAAAAGCGUCACUUCUGGGCGAGGGCUUCCUCUCGCCGCCCCGUCCCGUAGGGUGCUGCGGUGCUUCUGUAGGUAACACUGCUAUAGCAAGCGUCUUCGAUGCUGCGACUGACCAUUGCCCCGUCCCUCUGAUACAGCAUGCACAAUUUCCACGGCUACUACAUGUAACUAAGGGGCAAAAAAAAUCACGUUUGUAACUAGUGGUUCGUAGAAAUGUGUACACGGGGAGGAAGAAGAAAAACCAAGAACUGUGUUGGCUGUAUAUAAUAUAACCUGCUUUCCGCCUGGAUGCCUCCGCAGAUGAGCAUCCUGGACACCCCGUCCUGAGGGCUGGAGGAGCAGGCAGAGCAGGGUCGGCAAUGUCAUGGGCAGACGCCUGGACUUCAUUUGAGAGAUGCUGUUUUAGCCCACGUGUGUGGGCCUUGCCGUGUCUCUGGUUUAGUUCCCGUAGGGUUGUCUGGUGUGCAUCAACCUGAGCAGCCCAAAGAAGCGUGUCUGCACCGCGCUCGGGCGUGCACGCGCAUUUGUGCCUGCCAGCCCCAAGGGAUGGGGGGAAUGUGACUCCCAGACUCUGGGAAACCCUCUGGAAAUUCCAUCCACUCGUGUCUACGGUACUUGGGCAUCUUGGGGACUUGUAGCUGUGCCAUAUCCAUUCAUUUUGGAAGCGUCCUCUACUCUUUUCACCGGGAGGUGCUGAGCUACCUUCAUAUCUCAAUAAAUGUUUUGCCACAGUUCUCUCCUCUGUAAUACCAGACUGUCAUGAGACCUUCGGGGUUUGCCACUAGUUUGCCACUGGGCCCGUGUCCUCAUGUUCCUUGUCUGGCCUAUAUACGAAUGAACAUACAAUGCCAGAGCUCUGCUCCUGAGACUUGCUUUUGCCAUGGCAUCGCUAGAUGCCCCAGGAAGCCUUUGCAUUUUGUUAGCGUGACAGUUUUGCUUUUUAUUGGCAAUUUAUUUGCUUCUUCACUGAGCCAUCAUGGGCUGCACACAUCCCUAGUUUGUUCUACUGGAGCCUUUCAGUGUGGGGAUGGAGCCGUUUUUGCCCGUUUGUACAGCACCCUGUGAGGGUUUGCUCCCUUGGCUAUAGCUCAUUGCGGUGAAACAGUGAUGAGGGUUGAGUUCCCAUUUUCGUGUCAAACUGAUUGUCUUGGAGAAGAGCUCACAGUGUCGAUGCUUUUGCUCCCUGAGAGCAAGAGCUGCUCUCGAGAACCCAGUCCCCUUGAGCAGUGCAUGAAUGUGGCUGCACAUGCCAGACUCCGUGAUUAAUCUUGAUCAUGGGGAGAAAUGUAAAGCAGCUAGUCCAAGCUGUGUUAUUGCCAAAGUUGCUGGUGAGCCUGGAAUCAUCUUGCCUUCUCCUGACUUCUGUAAAUACAGCUUCAAAUGAAUUGUUCAAGCAGCAUCUGCUUGCCUAGUCCUGAGAAACUUGAGCUAUCUGCAGCCGCAAAGCUUUCCAAAACACAAUGCCAAGCUUAGGCUAGAUUUCACUGGCAGCUCAGUCUAUAAUUUUAAGGCAGGGUUAAUGAUAUCAGGCAGAAACCAUGCUAACUCUUCAGUUUGGAUGGUUCUGGCCCAAAGCCAAGGCUGAAUGUCACGCUGCUGGUGAAGUCUCCUUGGAAUUUCAGGUCCAUUUGACACUGCUGGCUCUUUGGGCUUGGGGAGUCACGCUCCUUUCCACGCAAAGCAGAAGCAGCAUUUCACUGCAAUCUUUUAAAUCUGACCAACACAGUGACUGUGACCGGCAUUUCACACGUGCAGUGGUGGUCGUGAACUGGAUCUGUUACAGAUGUCGGUGUGGAGGGCUCGGUCCUUGAGUGUGCUCUGUGGACACCUGCUCAGUCCCUGCUCAUGACCCAGGGAAAGGUCUUGAAAGCGCUGGUAGCCGGACUCCUCUGUCCUGCCCGGUUAUCCGCCCUGGCUCCGCACCUCACCUGGAGCUGGAGAUGGCCCAUGCUGCUGUCAGCAGGCAGCACGUGGACCAUUCUGUGGGUGAUUAUUCUUCCCCACGACCUGACCCAAACCCCUCAAAUCUGAAGUAGGAAUUUUCUUCAAUUUUUUUUCCUCCAAAAAUUCACACAUGGCGCAAAGAACCUGAGACUUGCGGGUAACAUUGCGGCAAAACAAGAUAGAGCUGAGACAUGACAGAGGGUUUAUGUUGGUUACUUUAAAUCAAGAGCAGACUUUAAAUAUAGUUACAGUUGCUGCGUGGUAUAUCAAAUGCUUUAGGAGAUUCAAUAAAUUAUUCUUAUAAAUGUUUUAUUCUUUUAUCAGUAAUUCGUAUAGGUGGGUGCCACUGUUCUUACACAGUAAUGCCCCUUACACUAAAACUAUACACCUGGUUCUCCAGUUUAGACAUGGUAUUUACGAGAUUUAUCUUGCGUAGUGUCACUUUGGCACAGUAUCCACAUGUACCGCACACAAAUUGCACAUUACAUGCCAAAUGCUGACAGAUACCAUUACACGUAAUAAGCGUAUGAGUGUUGACUAGACACCAAAGUGUUACCUGCCUAUUUCGUAUUGUGACUUAACUAGGGGAAGAGAAAAGAAGGAUCCUGGUUUGUUAAGAAAUACCUUGUGUUUGAUUGCUUCUGAAAACAUAUUUUACUGGGAAGCAAAAAGAAGUGAGAUUUUGUUCUGGUACUUUUUAAAACGACACUCCAGAAACAACAAAACACACACAGCCCUAAAAUACCUAACUACUGUAUUUCUAGAUAUUCUUCAUUGCUAUACAUCUGAACUGUAAAUUCUGUACAGAUUGAAUGAAAUACACAGUUUAUCUUUGUCAUAACAUGCGGGAGAAAAGGACAACACAACUUUGGCUGCAAAGGUGUGUGUAUGGUGUUUGCAUAUAUGCUCGUACACAUUGCUGUAUGUGGGUAUAUACAUACACAUGCACACACAGGCUUUAAGGCAGAAAAAUGCAUCCAAGAUGAACUGGAGAAAAAAAUUUUUUCUUUGGCGGUGGGAGAGUAAGUAAAAUGAAAACAAAAGACUAUUUUGAUAAUAUAUUUCUUUCAAAAAAAGAAGGUUUGCAAUAGGGUUUGAUACAUAACUGCCACCCCAGGGGGAAAUCCCACCUCUGAAGGCAACACAGCCCACUUCAGAGUGAUGCAGUUGGUUUAGACGAUUAUUUGUUUGGCUUUCUUAAAAAAAAAAAAAAAAAAUAGCAGUAUAUGCAGUAUAGUGGCCGAGGGCGAAGGCUUGGCUUGCUGUGAAACGGCAUCCCACCUGCGGCAGGUGCCCGUCAGGACCAGCCACUGCCAACGGGGCAGAUCCUGCUGCCCUUGUGGGUCCUGGACUUACCCUUACCCAGGUAUUUAGUUACAUACAUCAAAGUGUCUAGUUAGGAGUCAUUAAAAAAAAAAAAAAGAAACGUAGCAUCAUCAAAAGCCCAUUUUUUGAUCUUAGAGUUGCAAAAGAAAUGAAGUUAUACAGCCAAAGGGCCUGAUUUUCCAAGCUAUUCAGCCCACCAGACUCCAGUUGCCCCUAUAAUGAAAUCUUGCCAUUCUCAUCAAAUUAAUCAUACUCUAGGAUUUAAUCUAGCUUUAAAAUUUUACCUAUAUUUUGACAGAUGUAAAAUCUAGAUUGGGUAGAACUUAUCCUUCAAUGCUCAACCUAGAUCUAAUAAUGCCAUGAAAAAUUGACUUUUCCAGCUGAAUGCUGCUGGAUACAAUUAAAAGAGCAGUAAUCAGAUUUUUGCAUUGGCCUGAAAUUUGUCUCCUGGACCAAGGUUGUUACAGUUUUAAGAGCCACUUAAAUCCCCAAAAUGUUUCUGAGCAAAAUGUAUGCUCACUGCUGGAGUAUGGCACAGUUUCCCAGAGAUACCCUCAAGAUCCCACAGUCUAUAACAGGAUCUGGCUUUAAUUCUGAUCCUGGAUUUGCCCUCAUCAUGAGCUAGGAUGUGAACUUCAUCCUGGGAGAGGCUAUUUUGGCUUUGCGUGGGCGCAGGUGGCCGCACGCUCCGGCCUCCCGGUCAUACAAGUCUCGGGCUCAGUUGAGCGUUGAAGUUUGGUUGUCCUUUAGAAAGCAAAGACAGCUGCUGCUUUGCUUCCUUUCGUUUGCUCUGUUGCCUUGGCUUUUUUGCACUUUUGUUUCAUCUCCAAAGAAUCUCUCAUAAUGCCUUUGGUACUUAUGUACAAUUUUAAAACAUUUUGUAUGUAUUGAAUGGUACACACUUUCUCUUGUAAAAUAGCAAUCGGACUUUUUUUUUUCCUGUGAAUGUGUAAUCUCCUCUGUACAUUUCAAUCAUGACUUUGUGCAAUGUACAUUUUAUAGGGACAGAUGCCAAGGGAAUGACCUGUAGUUUUCUAACGGAGUAGCUAGAUGCUGAACAACACAGUCACAGAUGGUUUUACAUUAGCACCACUGAGAAGCAACGUAGCCCAGACUUUUGCACAGAAGCAUUGAGCAUGAUGCAGCGUGUACCUUCACACAAAUGACUGUGGCAGCUGCAAAACUGUAUAUGUGUGAUAUUAAAAAAAAAAGUUGCAAUCGGAAAGGAAACGGAGGAAAAUUAAGUAAUCACAAUCAUUAAUUUAAGCCUCAAAGCAUCAGAAUGGAAAAUUUGCAUUCAGUAAAAAUGCCAGAGAUUUAACCUUCAUGAGAUGAAAUACACAUUUAUUUUUCUUUGCA
This is a messenger RNA of Dromaius novaehollandiae (emu), 12317 nucleotides long. It is a transcript of the gene KCNQ2, whose product is annotated as potassium voltage-gated channel subfamily Q member 2. The coding region runs from base 63 to 2618 and encodes 851 amino acids. Gene Ontology annotation, biological process: potassium ion transmembrane transport. The transcript is spliced from 16 exons. Gene Ontology annotation, cellular component: voltage-gated potassium channel complex; membrane. Lineage: Eukaryota; Metazoa; Chordata; Aves; Casuariiformes; Dromaiidae. The record is from RefSeq and is a predicted model, not a curated record. Gene Ontology annotation, molecular function: voltage-gated potassium channel activity.